Messenger RNA from Anguilla anguilla (European eel), 5041 nucleotides. RefSeq names its product epidermal growth factor receptor substrate 15-like 1. Gene Ontology annotation, biological process: endosomal transport; endocytosis. Gene Ontology annotation, cellular component: plasma membrane; cytoplasm; clathrin coat of coated pit. The coding region runs from base 11 to 2341 and encodes 776 amino acids. Lineage: Eukaryota; Metazoa; Chordata; Actinopteri; Anguilliformes; Anguillidae. The record is from RefSeq and is a predicted model, not a curated record. Gene Ontology annotation, molecular function: cadherin binding; calcium ion binding. The transcript is spliced from 23 exons.
UCCAAUUUGGAUGCGCGUCUCAGUACGAAGCCUGGUGCGCGCUCCUGUAGCGGCAGGAAACAUGGCGGCGCUCAUGUCUCUCUCUCAGCUCUCCAGUGGAAGCCUGGUGUAUGAGACCUACUACAGACAGGUGGACCGUGGAAACACGGGCAGAGUCGGCCCCACUGAAGCUGCUCUCUUCCUGAAGAAGUCAGAACUCUCAGACUCUACCCUGGGAAAGAUUUGGGAGUUGGCUGAUCCAGAUGGAAAAGGCUACUUGGACAAACAGGGUUUCUUUGUGGCGCUGCGGCUGGUGGCCUGCGCCCAGAAUGGUAAAGAUGUCAGCAUCGCCAGCCUCAGCCUCCCUGUCACGCCCCCCAAAUUUAGGGAUACAAGCAGCCCUUCGCUGAGCACAACCUCAUUCACCGGUGACUCCCAUUGGGCCGUCAGGAUGGAGGAGAGGGGGAAGUUUGAGGGUAUUUUUGAAAGCCUGGCUCCAGUGAAUGGGCUGCUCUCUGGAGACAAGGUGAAGCCUGUGCUGAUGAACUCUAAACUGCCCCUGGAUGUGCUGGGGAGGAUUUGGGAUCUCAGUGACAUUGAUAAAGAUGGACACUUGGACAAAGAUGAGUUUGCAGUGGCAAUGCACUUGGUAUACCGUGCUAUGGAGAAGGAACCAGUCCCCUUCUCCCUGCCCCCCUCCCUCAUCCCUCCAUCCAAGAGGAAGAAAGGGGGCACCCUGCCUGGCUCUGUGCCCGUCCUGCCCCUCCUGGCUGCCAGCCCCUCCUUUCUGAAAGAGAGCCUGCAAUCCACCUCCUCUCAUGGCAGCAUCAGCUCGCUCAACAGCACAGGGAGCCUGUCCCCCAAACCGAGCCUCAAAUCCACCCAGCCUACAGUAAGCUGGGUGGUUCCGCUGGCAGAUAGGGGGCGCUAUGAUGAGCUCUUCCUGAAGCUGGACUCUGACCUGGAUGGGCUGGUGGGGGGCACUGAGGUCAAGGAGGUCUUCAUGCAGUCAGGGCUCCCCCAGACCAUGCUGGCGCAUGUAUGGACUCUGGCGGACACCAGGCAGAAGGGGAAGCUGACGAGGGAGCAGUUCUCUCUGGCCAUGCACCUCAUUCAGCAGAAGGUGAAACACGGCCUGGACCCCCCCCAGGCCCUCGCUGCCGACAUGCUGCCCCCGUCUGAGCGGGGCGCCCCCGUGCCUUUGCUCUAUGGGUACAUGAGUCCAGUACGGUCUGAAAUGCGCAGAGACAGCUCCAGCUCUGUGGGGUCAGUGGAGUUCACUGGAGUAAAAGAGCUGGAUGACAUCAGCCAGGAGAUCGCUCAGCUGCAGAGAGAGAAGUACACCCUGGAACAGGAAAUUCGGGAGAAGGAGGAAGCCAUCAGGCUGAAGACUAACGACGUUCAGGAGAAGCAGUCGGAUCUGGACCAGGAGAGCAGCGGCCUGCAGGACCUGGAGACGCAGAAGCAGGAUGCCCAGGUGCGCCUGGAGGAGAUGGACCAGCAGAAGUCCAAACUGGGGACCAUGCUGGAGGACGUGCAGCUCAAAUGCCAGGAGGAGGCCCAGAAGAUCUCAUCGGUCCAGGUGCAGAUUCAGGCCCAGGAGUCGGACGUGCAGAGCCAGGAGGACGAGCUGAACCGGGCCAAAGCGGACCUGACCCGUCUGCAGCAGGAGGAGGCUCAGCUGGAGCAGAGCAUCAAGGCCGGGCAGAGCCAGCUGGACACCAUCACGCGGUCCCUGCGUGUGACGCAGGACGAGAUCAACCAGGCCCGCAGUAGACUGGCUCAGAUCAGAGACAGCCAGGAGGAAGUGACCCGGACCAUCGAGCAGUGCAACGCAGCGCUCAACGGCGGGAGCUUGACCAACCUGGCGCACAUGGGCGAUGAGAGCGGCAGUCUGGAGGACUCAUUUCAGACCAAAUCAUCCGCAUUUGGUGGCCACUCCCAGGACCUGCCCGCGGACCCCUUCCGCUCCGAUGACCCCUUCCAAUCCGACCCCUUUAAAGACCCGUUUGGUGCUGACCCUUUCCAAGAGAGCGACCCUUUCAAGACCACCUCGCCUGAGGACUUCUUCACGAAGAGCAGCAAGGCCGACCCCUUUUCCACCUCUGAGCCCUUCAGUAAAAGCACCAAGGCUGCUCCCUUUUCCAGCUCAUCCAGCCCUAAAACGAAAGGCUCAGAGGCGUUUGGGACAGGCGACCCUUUCGGCAGCGGUUCCUAUGGAAACCGGGGCGGGUUUGCAGACUUCAGCCAGAUGUCACAGCGUUUUUCAGAUGACCGUUUUGGCCAAAAAUACGACAUGAAAACUCUAGCCCCAAAGAAAGUGCUGCCGUCCAGACCCACGCCCCCUAGUGUGUGGAAGUGAGGUUCAGUAGUUGGAGUGGGCUUAGCAGGAGAGAGAGGGUGGGGCAGCAGCAUCUUCAGAGGCUCCGCCCCCAAGAGCAGGAGGACCAGGAUUGGCCAUCGAUCUCAGCAAGGCGGAGAUGACCACCGCCCACUUUCAUCAGGGUUCCACCCUCCUCUCCCAAGCCAGGCUCCGCUCAAGUCUACUUUCCUGCUAGCUGGUAUAUAGCAGCUGUCUCUGGGGGGGGCAGGCUGGGGGGGCUAAGGUGGGGGCCUCUGCUACUCUUAUAGUCUGUGGAGAAGGGGAAUGCUUCUGGUUUAUCGUUCUGUGAAAAGCACUGUAUGAAAACAACCAAAAUUGUACCGUAGUUUAUGAGCAAAGCUUUUUAUUUCUUAUUUAUACUCAAAUAUACACUCCUUUUUGUGUGAGCCGGUGGAUGUGAAAGUGUGGGGAAGGCUGGAAUUUAUGGGAUUCUGUCUGGAUUGAAUGUUCAUCAGCACUGCGGAUUUCAUCAGCUGAAGAUUUCUUUUCCCACUGGACUCUGUUUUUUUGUUAAAUUAUUUUAAUUUAUCCUCUUCAAAAUGGCCUCUUGGGUAGGUAGUCUUCAGAGGUGAAAUUGCUUUAUGGUGUGUUAUUGGUCUCUAAGGUGAGUUUUUACUCAUAAAUGGACAGGCACAAGUUAGACACAUUUUUGUAUACUUUUAAAUAUUUGUAUUAUUAUCAGACAUUCUGGUUAAGACAAACCGUAGACUCAGCCAAAUGCUUGUAAACUGGGGGCGUCCUGGGACGGGGGGGAUUCCUCUAUGGGGAGGGAGAAAUUGUACCCAACUGUGAUUUUUGGGGUUGGAGUGUUGGGGUUGGUACUGAUCGUAGGGGUCAGUACUGGGGUUAGUUCUGAUCAUAGGGUCUGAAAUAUUUUGGUUAGUGUCGAUAUGAAGGAGGAUUUUGGGGUUUUGUGCUAACCUUAGGGCUGCGGUUUCCGGAUUAGCACAGAUGUUAGGGUUGCCAUUUUGGAGUGCAUUUGUUACCAUUUGUGUCAAAGUGCUAUAGGAAAAAUGUUUAUAUGGGUUAGGGUUAGGGUUAGAGGAACAGCAGUAGAUGCCCUGUGUGGUUAGGGUUAGGGUUAGAGGAACAGCGGUAGAUGCCCUGUGUGGUUAGGGUUAGGGUUAGAGGAACAGCAGUAGAUGCCCUGUGUGGUUAGGGUUAGAGGAACAGUGGUAGAUGCCCUGUGUGGUUAGGGUUAGAGGAACAGUGGUAGAUGCCCUGUGUGAUUAGGGUUAGGGUUAGAGGAACAGCGGUAGAUGCCCUGUGUGGUUAGGGUUAGGGUUAGAGGAACAGCGGUAGAUGCCCUGUGUGGUUAGGGUUAGGGUUAGAGGAACAGCAGUAGAUGCCCUGUGUGGUUAGGGUUAGGGUUAGAGGAACAGCGGUAGAUGCCCUGUGUGGUUAGGGUUAGGGUUAGAGGAACAGCAGUAGAUGCCCUGUGUGGUUAGGGUUAGGGUUAGAGGAACAGCGGUAGAUGCCCUGUGUGGUUAGUGUUAGGGUUAGAGGAACAGCGGUAGAUGCCCUGUGUGGUUAGGGUUAGGGUUAGUGGAACAGCGGUAGAUGCCCUGUGUGGUUAGUGUUAGGGUUAGAGGAACAGCGGUAGAUGCCCUGUGUGGUUAGGGUUAGGGUUAGUGGAACAGCGGUAGAUGCCCUGUGUGGUUAGGGUUAGGGUUAGAGGAACAGCGGUAGAUGCCCUGUGUGGUUAGGGUUAGAGGAACAGCGGUAGAUGCCCUGUGUGGUUAGGGUUAGAGGAACAGCGGUAGAUGCCCUGUGUGGUUAGGGUUAGUGGAACAGCGGUAGAUGCCCUGUGUGGUUAGGGUUAGGGUUAGUGGAACAGCGGUAGAUGCCCUGUGUGGUGUUCCAGACUCUCCUGUGUGAAGCUCCGUUCCCCACGCUUACUACAAACCUUAAAUUAAACGUUUUUAGGAGUGUGACUGACUGCAGACUGUAUUCAUACAGACACAGUCACAGCAAGCCUUAAAGCCCACAGCUGUACUGUCUUUGUGUUUUUAUUACAUAUCAGAUUUAUUUGUGUGCCGUUGCCUUAAAACCUAACUAAAGGAGGGAAAAAAUCACCCCCUCUACCUGCUGCGCGGAGAGGCUCUCUGAAGUCAUUGUUGUUCUCCUAUCCUAUUGGUCAGUGGCUGUGGCGUCAUAAUCGCACACUGUGCUGAUGCAGCCCUUAGCAGAUUAGCUACUGAAGAUGUAGAGAAGGCUCUGUCAGCUCUGUAAUAUCACGGGCUGCUGUGUGCUGUGGGGACCAAUCAGGACUACUGCCUGCAAAUUUUACCCUUUUACUCUGCUUUCCCCCUGCCUGCACCCCCAAACCUACCUCCUGUGGGUACAACCUUAAAUUCAGCCACUCGCCUUCCCUGAGCCCAGUGUGUUAACUGCCACAGUGCUUUUCAUACAUGUGCUGGUGGGAAGUGUAGUUCACAGCUGAGUAAAGGACCUCCACAACCUCUGAACUACACCACCCAUCAUCCUCCACUUCAGAUAUCAGCCUGCUCAGUCUCCCUCACCAUUCCUCCAUUCAUGCAGUUAAACAAACCUGGAAAGGAGGGACUGCGUUUCACUUUGGGCUGAACCCCAUCUGUGCUCUUUCGCACCCCGGGCUGUCCCCUCUGGCUGCCCCCCCGGGCUGUUACCCUGGACGGCCCCCCCCCCCCCCCCCCCCUU